AUGAGUCUGCGGCCAAGCGUCAUUCGUCAACUGGCCGAGGUGGAGCAGGGUGGCAGCAUAAAAUCGAACGUCGUCCCACUCUUUGCCGACGGACUCUCCAGAACUCGACUUACCACCACUGAAGACCAGGUCUUCCUAGAGGAUGAAGUCCAGCGUAUCGCUUUGUCAGCCUCUGAUUCAACCUUCUCUGAGGACUGUCGCCUGAUUGCCGCCCAGUUGGUCACUGGCGUAGUGGUGGCUCUUCGUGGCCGAGAGUUGGAGGACAGUCAAGGGCUCUUCACCGUCUCAGAUGCGCUGUUUUUGGAACCCGGUCCAGAGCAUCCAAUCACGACAAGUAGCGCUGCUGAGCUGACCUAUGCAAAUUUCUCCUCUCUGGGACCCUCUGUCGCAUUUGUUUCCGGUCUGGGUUUCGUGGGCACCAGUGGAGACAUUAGUGAGAGUCAUGCCCUGGCCCUCAGUCUACUCGGCGAUUGGUUGCGUGGAAAUAUCAUGAUCGGCGACACCUUUCCUCCCGUAGUGAAAUUGAUGAUUCUGGGUGACUCGAUCAGACCGCUGAGCGUUACGGAAGGCGAGACAGUCGGUCUUAUUCAGCAGGCUCGUUAUCUGACUCGCAAGACGGAUGCGGACUCAGUGACUGCCAUGCACCUCUUCGACUCCUGGUUGGCCAGCCUUCCUUUGGGCCCAGGUGCUAGCGAUGACCCAACGGCGACAGUAGCCCUGAACGGCCUCUCAGUGGACAUACUGCCGGGCCCCUCAGACUGUGUGAGUCACCUGCUUCCACAACAGCCGUUGCAUGCUGCCAUGUUUCCGGAGGCUGUUCGCAGGGCUGGCAGUCCUGGGACCGGAGCCUUGCGUAGCACCACUAACCCUGUGUACACGAAUGUUUGCGGCCGGAACAUUCUCGCGACGUCGGGGCAGGCGAUCACAGAUCUUUUGCGGUGGGUUUCUCUAGCUUGUUUUUCGUCGGCUGACUGUGGCCGGUUCUGUGUAUAA
Messenger RNA from Dibothriocephalus latus, 993 nucleotides. The record is from the annotation of a GenBank genome assembly. Lineage: Eukaryota; Metazoa; Platyhelminthes; Cestoda; Diphyllobothriidea; Diphyllobothriidae.